CACGGAUGAUAUGGGAUAAUAAUAAUUUUUUCGCGGUAUCCCCAUCAUUAUACUUAUACUUUAAUAGCUAGCGCCUUGUUCGGACGAACGUUUUGCAUAUAAUUUUCUAUAUUUUGUACUUUACUUUCAAGCUGUGAUCAUGUCAAACAAUGGAAGCCGUAAAAGAGCAGCACCAACCUCUGGGCGUCCAUAUAAAGUUCGAAAACCACGUAAACACCAAUCUGAAGAUGAAGACAGUAAUGAUUCUUUAAUGUCAGAUCAAGUACAAGAACUACAAAGAGAACCUUCACCUUUACCAGAUGAACCAACUGAAAAGUUACCAGAAGAGCUCUUAAAGACUUUUUAUAAGAAUCCAGGAAUUCUUAUGAUAGCUGGUCUAGUUUCGUGGGAUUUAGUUGCAAAGAGGGACAACAACCCAUCAAAAAAGACUCAUCCUAAUCUAUAUACAUUCCAUAAGUUUACAGAUCGUAAGUACAGACUGAUAGUUAGUGGAUGCAGUGCUGGUCAUUCAAUUCUUGUGUCUGAAGAAGGAGAAGCAUAUACUUUUGGUCGCAAUACUUGUGGGCAACUUGGAUUUGGUGACACCACAACUAGAAAUAUUCCAGAGGCAGUGCCUACUCUCAAAGGCUUCAAUAUAAUUCAAGCUGCGGCUGGCAGGAACCACAGCUUGUUUGUGACAGAUACGGGCACUGUAUAUGCUUGCGGAGACAACAAAAGUGGUCAGUGUGGUCUAGGGAACACCACACCUCAGAUACUCAAGCCCACACGCAUCAGAUACAUAGGGGCUCCCAUUGUCAAGGUGGGAUGUGGUGCUGAAUUCUCCAUGAUAUUGGAUUGCAAUGGAGCUUUGCAUUCUUUUGGUCUUCCAGAGUAUGGGCAAUUAGGUCACAACACCGACGGAAAAUAUUUCUUGACGUCCACCAAACUCUCCUAUCAUUUCGAAACUGUACCAAAACAUAUUGCAUUCUUUUUCGAAAAGUCAAAAGACGGUCACGUGACGCCGAUCAAAGAUGUCGUCAUUGUGGACUUCUCCUGUGGAAACAACCACACGGUGGCAAUAGAUUCCUCGAAAAGGGCAUUUAGUUGGGGCUUCGGUGGCUUCGGUCGGCUCGGUCACGCGGAGCAGAAGGACGAGAGCGUGCCCCGUCUCAUCAAGUACUUCGACUCGCAUGCUCGCGGGGUGCGCUCGGUGCACUGCGGAGCUACGUACAGCCUCGCUGUCAACGAACUAGGUGCACUUUUCAUGUUUGGACAAACUAAACGCACCGGCGAAGCCAAUAUGUACCCUAAGCCUGUGCAAGAUCUCACAGGCUGGAACAUACGCAGUGUGGGAACAAGCAACACAUCUAUUGUUAUAGCUGCUGAUGAUUCCUUGAUUGCUUGGGGUGUUUCACCUACUUACGGAGAGUUGGGGACUGGCGACAUAAAUAAAUCGACAGCUAGACCCAAGGAAGUCAGUCGAAUGGAUGGACUGAACAUUACCCAAGUUGCUAUGGGUUAUUCCCAUACUCUGCUGUUGUGCGACAGCUCCACAGAUGAAGUGAAAUUGAAACUGGCUUCUAUGCCUACCUUCGACCCUUAGGUAACUAAUACCGCAAACCUAAUCACUAGGGCUCUACUUGUACUUUCUGAAGUAAAAAAUAUAAAAACUAAGAUAAUCUUUGUGUUUGUCAAUGACAUACGCUAUGCCAGUUGUAUUCAUUUUAUUAAGGAAACAUUUUACAAAAUAUUAUUUUCCCAGUGUACAGUAAGUACACACUUUGAAUUUAAUUAAAAUCAUUCUGUAGAUGGGAAAAUAGAAACAAUUUACUUUGGCAAUAUAAAUCUUUUAAAAUGAAUGUUUAAGCAAUUGUUUGUAUAAUUUCUAUAAUAUUAUUUAAGUCAAUAUACAAUUUAAUCUCAUUUAUAUAGUUCAAGACUGUUAUUUAAGUAUUACAUUAAUCAAUCGGGUAGAGAACUAGUGAUGUUUGGUAACAGUUUUAUUAUUUUUGUAGUUAUGUUAAGGAACAGUAUAAUUAUUGAACAAGUAAAAUUUACCAACUUAUAAAAUAAUAGUAUAUUUUCAGUAUUCUAUUUAAAAACAUUGACAACAAAUAUCUCAACUGUCAUAUUAGGUUGUUGCUUGGAAUAUCCCUUAAAAUUGUAAUAAAAUUAAGAAAUUGUAUCAGUAUUCAAUCCCUUUUAUCAAUUUCUCGUUUGUAAUCAUAUGAUAAGUAUAUUUUAUAAUACUACAUAAUACAAGUUAUAAAAGAAACUCUUACCUCAUCACGAGCAGGCCUUGUUAUUUGCUUUAAACUGUUACCGUAGUUGUCUCGAUAUGUUAUCAAAUCCAAAUACCUCUACAAACUCAUUCACUGCCUCACUAUAUUCUCAAUUUUAAUAGCACACGUGACCUCUAUACAUCACAUGUGCAAAUUAUGAUUAAGUUUACCUUAGAUAAUAUGUUUUUAUAGCAAUUGCUUUAAUUGAUCUAUGCAGAUUAUACUAUUUUUAGGUUCUUUUAGACUAUUAUUUGUAAGGUCGGGGACAAUAUCGUAAGAAUAAAUUUUCAGUUAACAUUUUAAAACAUUUUACUUUAUGACAAUUCUUGUUUCAUAAUUCUGUCUGAAAAAAGUCUGAUUUCUGAACUACUUGUAACUUUUAUGAAUUUUGAUAUAUAAAAAUAUAAUUGUUUAAUUAUGAUAUUAGAGCCAUUAAGAUAUCUCUAUAACUUUUAGUAAAAACAGCUCACGAAGGAUUUAGUUCAUAUUAUGUACCAAUACUAGGUAUAGUGGGUGGGUCUCGCUAGUAUGAUCCAUGACAUUCUUCGAAUUAUCAUAUGAUAAUAAUAUAUGGAACACUUCUUACUUUAUCUAAAAUAUAAUGAUUCGAAUUUAGUUUUGUAGAUCUCUAAAGUAUAUAACAUUGAGAUCAUUUAGUACUUAAAGUUAGUUAACAUAUUCUAUUGUCAAAUGUCCCCGGCUAGCAAGGUCCACCUCUACUUGAUAUUUUAGUAUACGACAUUAGUAAUAGUACUGUACACUUUAAAAUCUUAUGUAUCUACUUACUUAUAGACCUUUUCUACAAGUUUAUGGUGAGAUUUCUCAAUUAAAUUUAAGAGUUUUUAUCAGUGUACUUAGUCAUAAUAUUAUUUAAAAUUGUGUUUAAGAACUAGUAUUAAUGUAUAUCAAGUAAACUGCACUAGUGUGUAGUUAAUAAUCAUUCCGUAACAAGUUACUGAAGUUCUUGUUAAAAUAAUAUGCGAUAGCGUUUUUAAUGUUUAAAUUGUUCAAAAGAUUAAGGGUUAAUACAAGUUUCAGAGCAUAAUGCAGUUGUAAAAUGUAUAAAGUAGUUAAACGCACAAAUUAUAAUAUGCACAAUGUCACUACAACGAGAUGAAUAGUGCUGUGUGCUGUUAUAUUUGAAUGUUUGUUAAUUACUUGGGCACAGAGGAAGUUUAAAAUGAACUUCUCUGCGUCUGCCUAUAAGCUAUCAACGAAAAGGUUUAAAUCUUGGAUACACCUAUACAUAAUUAUAUCUUAGCAUAGUUAUUAUUUUUCUUUUAAAUAUAACAGUAUCAAUUUUUUAAUUAAAUUUAAACACACUGAAAACUUUUGUAACAUUGGGUACGUUUACAAAAGUUUCAAGUGUGGAUGCAAUUUUUAAAAAUAUGUUUGUGUAUGACGCCGGAACUAUUUCACUUAAACAGUUCAUAAAAUAACUCUAAUCUUAGUUUUACAAAAUGUUGAUGACCAUGGAUGUUACUUGACACAUUAUGAGUUUAAUAUAAAAUUAAAUAAAACAAUAUUGUUAAUCAAUCUCAAUUUUUUUUUAAUUGAUAUCAUUAAU
This is a messenger RNA of Nymphalis io (European peacock), 3828 nucleotides long. Its product is annotated as protein RCC2 homolog. The record is from RefSeq and is a predicted model, not a curated record. NCBI's taxonomy places the organism in Eukaryota, Metazoa, Arthropoda, Insecta, Lepidoptera, Nymphalidae. The transcript has 12 exons. The coding region runs from base 140 to 1582 and encodes 480 amino acids.